AUACACAAUAUAACAUUUCAACAUAGAUAACAUUUUUAUUUUACCAAAGAUUCUUCAAUUCAAAUUUAUAAAUAUGUCAAAAGAUGAUGUUUUGUAUUUACUUUGCCUUUUGUUAUCAAUUCCACUAGGCCAUCUUAUUAAGAUAUCUGGCUCAGCAAAAAGAAAACAAUUUCUUACCUUGAUCGCGGGAUUAUUCAUGAUUUUUCUAACUUCGGGCAUUGGAGGUCUCGCUCAUUCUUUUUGUACGAUUGUAGGAACGUUUUGUUUGGUAAAAUUUCUUGGUCCUAGAUAUGGGCCAUGGAUGUCAUUUGUUUAUGUAUUCACAUACCUUUUCUUCCGCACUUGCCAUUGGCUUGGUUUACCAAAACCUCUUCCUCAUUCCAAUGCUGUUCAACUUCUUCUUACAUUAAGGAUGUGUACUAUUGCAUUUGAAGGUUUUCAAUUGAUUCUUCACAACGGCUAUGCUCAAUUGGAAGACAUGAAAGAUAGUUCAACAUGGAAAGUUUCAUUUUAUGACACUCUUUGCUAUGGAUAUUGUUAUUGUGGCCUCAUGACUGGGCCAUACUAUCGCUACACAACUUACGUCGAUAUGUUAAAUCAAAAAAUACAAAUUCCAUCAUUUCACAUUGCCUUACAAAGACUUCAAUACCUGCCCUUUUUCAUUGCGAUUUUUGUCCCAGUUAACAUGUACUUUCCCGCACAUCAUCUAAAAAGUGACGAGUAUCUCCACCAUCCUUGGGGUUGUAUUUAUCAAAUUAGUUACCUUGUUCCUCUUUUCAUCUGGUUUCGCAUUAGAUUUUAUAUAGCCUGGUUGUUGGCCGAAAGUAGUUGCAUCUCAUUGGCUUUAGGUGCCUAUCCUGAACAAAUUCAAUGCUUGCCUGGUCAAGGACCCACAACGCCACUUCAAGAGGUUGAUCAAAUGAAGAAGGGUCAAGCAUUCAACUUUGAAACCAUUCGAAACAUAAAACUCUGGGAGACGGAGUAUGCACCAACUUUACAUAAAACAACAAAGACAUGGAACAUGACUGUGCAAUGGUGGCUAGUGCAUUACUUCUACAAAAAGUUCCCAUUCAAAAAGCACAGAGCGUGGGCAACAUUUCUAUUCAGUGCAUAUUGGCACGGUGUCUUACCCGGCUACUAUCUUACUUUCAUGAGCGUCCCAUUGGUUAUCCUUGCUCAAUCUCUCAUGCAUAAGUUUGUUAACCCUUCACUCAAAUGGGAAAAAGUAUAUGAUUGGCUUAGUUGGUUUAUAUUGCAUCGUUGCUUUGAGUACCUCAGUGUUGCUUUUAUAUUGCUAGAUAUUAAUGAUAUUGUUAAAGUAUGGUCUUCUAUGUAUUUCUACAUUCAUAUAUGCACAAUUUUAUUGAUACCCUUACUACUGACUUUCAAUAAGAUUUUUACUGCUCAUAAUCAUCAGAAGAUGUAAAUAUUUACUAAUAAUGUUACUUUAACUUGUAACAAAUAUAUACUUGACUUGUCACAAA
Messenger RNA from Xenia sp. Carnegie-2017, 1484 nucleotides. RefSeq names its product lysophospholipid acyltransferase 7-like. Gene Ontology annotation, cellular component: mitochondria-associated endoplasmic reticulum membrane contact site; membrane. Lineage: Eukaryota; Metazoa; Cnidaria; Anthozoa; Malacalcyonacea; Xeniidae. Gene Ontology annotation, biological process: lipid modification; phosphatidylinositol biosynthetic process. The record is from RefSeq and is a predicted model, not a curated record. Gene Ontology annotation, molecular function: lysophospholipid acyltransferase activity.